AGCACCACCACCAAUGGAUCCAAAACAUUCAAGGGGCUGCGAGGAGAUCGUGUGUUAUGGGAUUUACACGAAAGCAGAGAUGUCUUCAGAUCCAUGUGGCACAUCCCUGCACUGAUAUGGGAAUCAACAAAGAAGGAGUUGGGAGCAGUAAAGGCGGGAUCUGGAGUCCAGGGGGAGUGCAAUGCAGUUAGUGCUGCAGGAGUGACGGUUUCUGCAAGGUCGGGGGAGACUGAUUGGGAAACCGCACACAGGCGUCUAGGGCAUGUGGCUAUGCCAUUGCUGCAGCAACUGCAUAAGGAAGAAGCAGUAAAGGGGCUGAAGCUUUCUGGGCAACCAAAUGAUACCAAGUGCGAGACGUGUCUGCUGAGCAAGUUCACACGGUUCCCCUUUCACGGCGUAGCUGGGAAAAGCAAGGCAGCACUGGAACUGGUGCACAUGGACCUGGUAGGACCUUUUCCAGUUCGAGGAAGUAAGGGGGAAAGGUACUUCCUGACAAUAGUUGAUGACUGGAGUCGGCUAAUGUGGGCAUACCCGUUGAAGCAGAAGGAUCAUGCUGCCUCAACAAUACGAGAUGACUGGCUGCCGUUCGUCGAGCGACAAUCUGGGCACCCAUGCAAGAGCAUCAGAACCGACCGAGGUGGAGAGUUUCUAGGAGGAGAUCUGACCGCGUGGCUCAAGAAACAAGGCAUUGAGCAUCAGCUAACGACGUCCUAUACCCCUCAGUCAAAUGGCGUUGCUGAGAGGGCUAAUAGGACCAUCCUGGAAACUGCGCGAGCGCUGCUGAUCGAAUCAGGGCUGGGGAACUCCAUGUGGCCUCAUGCGGUGAGGCAUGCUACAGUGGCAAGGAACCGCGUACUCACAAAGGUGGCUGAUGAUAUGUGGGUGCCGCUGGAGAGGUGGCUUGGAAAGAAGCCUCCAGUGGACAUGCUCAGAGUGUUCGGAUGCAUGGCAGUGGCGCAUGUCCCUAAACCGUACAGGACAAAGCUUGGAGCAUCUGCACUGUGGUGUGUGCACCUUGGACUUGCGGCAGAAAGCAAGGGGUGGCUACUCUGGGAGCCCUCGAAGAAUGUGCUGUUUGACAGUCGGGAUGUCAAAUUUGUGGAGAACAUCAUGUAUGGCAAGUGGGAGAAGCAGCCGGAGGCAAGGGUCACCCAGCAGCUGGAAGAGAUCACUAUGCACUUCGAUUUGUCCGAACCUGAGGACAGCGAAGUCACUGCGCCAACGGCAAGCGGUACUGAUGAAGGAAGCAAUGAGGAUAUUGCAGCUGAUGCUGAAGUCAAGGAUCCGGAGCAGCAGCAGCAAGAGGCUUCCAAAAUACCAAGUCUGCCAAAGCGAAGGAAACAGAUUGGUGGGGGGACAAAGGAUUGGGUGAAGCAGCAGUGACAAGGGGAUCGAUGGGGUGCAGCGGAAGCUCACAGAGCAGUUCAAGUGCAAGUCACUUGGAGAGGCAAGGUACUACCUGGGAAUGCACAUUGAGCGGGAUACUGAACGUGGCUGGCUCAAGCUGCAUCAGGGACAGUACAUCAACACCUUGGCUGAGAAGUACUCUCUGCAGGAAGAACGGGAAGUGGUUACACCUUUGCCUUCCGAGUUCAAACUCAUAAAGGCAGCUGAAGGAG
Molecule: messenger RNA, 1619 nt
Organism: Closterium sp. NIES-67
Lineage: Eukaryota; Viridiplantae; Streptophyta; Zygnematophyceae; Desmidiales; Closteriaceae
Source: the annotation of a GenBank genome assembly